Drosophila novamexicana is the source of this 1421-nucleotide messenger RNA. RefSeq names its product IST1 homolog (gene Ist1). The coding region runs from base 129 to 1397 and encodes 422 amino acids. Gene Ontology annotation, biological process: protein transport. The transcript has 6 exons. The record is from RefSeq and is a predicted model, not a curated record. Lineage: Eukaryota; Metazoa; Arthropoda; Insecta; Diptera; Drosophilidae.
AUAUUAGAUAUCCCAACGGUUUUUUUGUUAAGCAAAAUUUAAUGUAUUUUGUUCCCAAUAGUUGGCAGCACCAGCCCGUGACGUCACACAAAGAGUUUGUUUUUCCCUAAUCAACUACAGGUGACAAGAUGUUCUCCAGUGGCCCCAACUAUAACAAACUCAAGACAAAUCUGCGCCUAGCGCAGAAUCGUCUCAAGUUGCUAGAAAAAAAGAAGGCGGAGCUCACGCAAAAGUCCCGCAAGGAAAUAGCCGACUACCUCGCUACAGGUAAAAUAGAACGGGCACGCAUACGAGUGGAGCAUAUUAUACGUGAGGAUUAUCUGGUGGAGGCCAUGGAAAUUGUGGAAAUGUACUGCGAUCUGUUGCUGGCACGCUUUGGCUUGAUACAGCAAAUGAAGGAGCUGGAUGCUGGCAUAGCCGAGCCGGUGUCAAGCCUUGUUUGGGUGUGCCCUCGCUUGCAGAGCGACAUUGGCGAGCUGAAGAUCAUCUCUGACAUCUUUAUCCAGAAGUAUGGGCCACAGUUUGCGGAGCAUUCGCGCACCGCCACCGGUGAGCAUUUUGUCUCGGAGAAGCUGAUGCACAAGCUGACGCUCCAGGCGCCGCCCAAGCUGCUUGUGGAGAACUACUUAAUAGCCAUUGCCAAGAACUACAACAUCGAAUACGAGCCUGAUCCACAGGUCAUGCAGGAGGAGCAAAAGCCCGAUCAGCAGCAUCAUCUAAUCGAUUUGUCAGAUCGCAAUAAUCUUAGUGGUGGCGGCGGCGGCGGCGGAGGCGCGCCUGCUCCGCCCCAAAUGGGCUUCAUUGGCUACCCAGCAAUGCCACAGCUGCCAGAUAUGCCACUGCCGCCCAGCAGUAAGCCAUUCAACUAUCCGCCCUUUGGUGGCAGCGGCGGCGGCGGCGGUGGUGGUGGUGUUGGUGGAGGAGCCUGUGCCGCUCCAUCUCCGAUUCAGCCGCCGCCACCAUUUGCAUAUAAUAUACCGCCCAAUCAGCCGCCGGCAUCGACUUCGGCGCAGGGCAAGUGCGCAGAAGAGAAGGAUUUGAAUACGAAUUUUAUAAAUCACGAAACUAAAACCAACAACGGUGAGUCGGAUGGCUCUGGCAGUCCGGACGAGAAUAUUUUGCGCCCCAAACCGCAAAAUGAUCCACCGCCACGUUACUCCUCGAUUAAUCCCGUUAAUUUGCAGAAUGCCAACAAACCGAAACCUCAACCUCGAUCAAAGCUGCCGCCCGGCGGACCGGAGCAGCCCAGCGCACCGCCACCGAUGGAUUUGCCAUCGCUGCCCAACGUGCCGAACGAUUUGCCGGAUGUGCCAGGCGGGGACAAGCGCGGGGAUGACGAUGAAAUUGACUUUGAUGAACUGUCGCGCCGAUUUGAAAACUUGAAGAAGCGAAAGUGAAGCAACUGCCAACACUCACGCCCU